CGACGCGCGUGUUUUAUCAUAACAAGAACAAACAACGAUACAUUCUUUAAAUCAUUAUUAGUGAUGUGAACCAAACAACAAGAUGUCGACAGACGAGUCUGACAGCAUAACUAGUUCCCAAAUCAGGCGUUUUGGGUUGUACAGAACCAUUGAUGCUAAGACGGAAGAAUUUCUAAGGCUAUCUAGGAAGAGGCAAAUGAGACAGGGUUGCGCUUGCGCGGCUAUUUCCACGACGAUAACCGUUACCGUUGUAGUUAUAGUUCUAGUAAUCUACGAAUAUAUGAUUGCAGUAGAAACAAGUUUUGUACAAGAAAAGAGAUCUUUUAAUAAAACAAAAUACAUUAAUAAAGAUCUACCAAUAGCUGACAGACUUGAUAGAAGCUUUUUCGGAUUUGAUCAAGAUUAUUAUGAGAGAAUGCCGCUUCUCAUCAAUGCUUUACAAGAUAUAAGCCACACAGAUUCAGAAACGCGUAUUAGUUCUCAAAGGAAAAAACAAUUUUCUAAAAGUUAUACCAUUAAGCCGCGGUUAACUACUGUUUUAAAUAGAUUUGUAAGAAAAACUAGUCCUAAACCCUUCAUAUUCGAGUACAGAAGUCCAUAUCCAAUGCCUUUUACAAAGGUUAACACUAGCCCAAGCAAUUGGAUGGAACAAUAUCGCAACGCUCAAAGACUAAAAAACUUACAUGAUGUAGUCAAAUACCUAGAAAGAACAUUAAAUGCUAAGUUUGGAGAUAUCUAUGUACCAACAAGAGCACAAAUAGCAUUGUCAGAAAUGUAUGUGGGACCCGUUGAAACGAAAGAAAUUAAUGUCAAACAAAAAACAGUGACACAUAAUUCGCCACAGUCUAAUCAUUACACGGAUCCUUUACACAUUUUUAGGCCGAACAAUCCAGGAGAAGUUAAUUUAUUAGCAGAUGGAUUUAGAUUCGCACCAACCUUUGUUUCAAAAUUUAAUGAACAGAAUACAGAAAUUAAGCACCCUGACGCCUCGAAACAAAGUUGUGUAGGAACAAAAUGUUUGACCUUUAAUAAGAAUAUCCCUAAGAGGGUUGAGCUUUCUAGUGCUGAAGAAGUUCUAAAUCAAAUUUAUAUAACUACAUCGAAACCUCUAUUUAAAUUUAAAAGAAAAUCUACUGUGCCCUCGAGGCAUAUUGAAGAUUACCAUAUGGGAAGCUCAGGUGUAAUUCCUGUUGAAUAUGGAAGACCUCCAAUAUAUUCUGUAGUCACACCCAUAAUACCGCUAUCUGAACUUUUCAUGUCCACUACGGAAACCAUUACAACUAUUCCUCCUGAUAUUAUACAAUUUAGUCCUGAGGACGCUAAAGUUCCAGAUCACUAUUUCAAUAUCAGAAAGUCUGACAUAGACGAAGUCACAGAGACUGAGAUAAAUAAUUGGAACGAUUCGGAAAGUACCGUGAUAAGUAACGAUGAGUUUGAACCUAAUACACUUAUAGUAAAACUAAGAAAUAUGAUUGAAGCUACCUCAAAAGAAAAUACAGCCGAUGAAAAUUCUACUACUGAAAGUUCUGAAACAAGAGACGAAGAAAAUACCUACACAACAAUAGAAACUUAUGUUCCACAGAUAAAUGGACACUACAGAGACGUGAAACAUAAAAGUUUGAUAAGCUUAUUGCAAGAGAGUUCUGAAAAAUAUAGAAAAAAGAGAAUCGAAAAUUUAUUAACGACACGAAAUCCGACAUAUGUUCCUAUGUACGUCGAAAUCAAACGAAAUAGAAACAAUACGGCUAGUAACCAAAAUUAA
Molecule: messenger RNA, 1762 nt
Organism: Vanessa atalanta (red admiral)
Lineage: Eukaryota; Metazoa; Arthropoda; Insecta; Lepidoptera; Nymphalidae
Exons: 4
Coding region: 83-1762 (559 amino acids)
Source: RefSeq, a predicted model, not a curated record